This is a messenger RNA of Paramormyrops kingsleyae, 4066 nucleotides long. Lineage: Eukaryota; Metazoa; Chordata; Actinopteri; Osteoglossiformes; Mormyridae. The record is from RefSeq and is a predicted model, not a curated record.
UAAUAAUGUGUGUGUGUGUGUGUGUGUGUGUAUGUGUGUAAGUGUGGGAGAGUGGCUGUCUGUAGUCUUAACGCAGUUAUGUUAACUUAAAAAGAAUGACGUCGGAAAUGUUACAAGUGCCUUUUAAGAGGCGUGGGACCCAGCGUGACUAGCGGAAAGCGACAUGGUGACAUUUGUCCUGGGAGGACUGUCACGUAGGUUAAAGGGUGCCGCCCCGGGGUUAGGGGAUUAUCGGAGUGUUUAGAAACUUUAGAUAGCAGAGCGCAGAAAGUGAUGCAUUGGGCGGCGCUGUUUUGUGUAAUUAAUAGAUAUAGACAUUUCUUAAGCCAUAUCUGCUUAUAUAUGGCCAUCAUAGAGAAGUUAAGCAUUCAUAAAGUCCAAAAUAUGUUUAAGCGUCACUAGUAGCCUCAGCUGCCAUCGGCCUCUCAUACUGCUAUUUGAUCGUAUUUAGUCAGCGCUGAAUAUCGAAACGCGUCCGGAUGCCGGGGGUCGGUGAUAGUGCUCCGGAUCGGGAAUAAUGAUUUUGUGGUCGCUGGCGGCGAUGCCGGAGAUCCGCCGCAGCCCCGGUGUGACCCAUGUGGCCAUUGAGCGGCGCUGCCUGGGCGGAGUCACGCCAGUCCUAGAUACUUCAGAUCGGCACUGUUGAUGCAUGAGCACCUUAAAAUAAUCUCCGCAUGAUAGCUUUCGGAGAUUCAGCUGAAACGCAAUUAAAAAAGAAAUACAGCAGCUGAGCAUCCGUUGGUGCGAUGGGACGCCCGACGAGCCGCUGGAUCAUCCACUUCUGGAUCCUUUGCCUCGGUUUCCCGGCCGUACAGGGCGCCAUCAGGAGGUACUUCAUGGGCAUCACGGAGGAAACGUGGGACUAUGCGCCGACCGGCGACAACCUGGUCAGCGCCGAAGAAACUGAGAAAGUCCAGCAUGCAGCUACUUUUCUGGAACAGCGUCCUCACCGAAUUGGAAGCCAGUAUAAAAAAGCUGUAUACAAGCAGUUCAGAGACGCGGGUUACUCGGAAGAAGUGGACAAACCAGCCUGGCUGGGCUUUCUUGGCCCCGUUCUCAAGGCGGAGGUGGGCGACGUGAUAGUCGUCCACUUGAAGAAUUUCGCCUCCAGGUCUUACUCCCUCCAUCCUCAUGGUGUCUUCUAUGAGAAGGACUCUGAAGGGGCUCUGUACCCAGAUGGAACCUCGGGGGAGCUGAAGCAUGACGACAGAGUGCCCCCGGGUGGGAACCACACCUACACCUGGACUGUGAAGCCUCAGUUUGCACCCACCGCCGGGGACCCCAACUGCCUGACCUGGGCGUAUCACUCCCACGUGGACGCCCCCCGUGACAUCGCCUCUGGGCUCAUCGGCGCCAUCCUCACCUGCAGGAAAGGCGUCCUACGGCACAGGUCACAAGGGCAUGCCCAGCUGGAGCGGGUCGACGUCGACCACGACUUCCUUCUCCUGUUCAGCGUUAUGGACGAGAACCUCAGCUGGUACCUGGAGGAGAACGUCCAGGCUUUCUGUUCCGAGCCCACAGGCGUGGACCUGGAGGACGAGGACUUUAAGGAGUCGAACCAAAUGCACGCUAUCAACGGCUACGUCUACGGCAACCUGCCCGCCUUGGAGAUGUGCGUGAACAGGACGGUGUCGUGGCACCUCCUCGGAAUGGGCAACGAGGUGGAUAUCCACUCGGUCCACUUCCACGGCCACACCGUGUUGAACCUGGGCCACCGGGCCGACGUCCUCAGCCUGUUCCCAGCCGUCUUCGUCACAGCGGAGAUGAUCACCCAGACGGCCGGCCAGUGGAUGCUCAGCUGCCAAGUAAACGACCACAUAGAAGCUGGGAUGCAGGCCUUUUACAAUGUCUUGUCCUGUGGAGAGGAUGAUCACCAAGUACCCCCUAGUGGCAGGGAGAGGCAGUACUUCAUUGCUGCUGAGGAGAUCUUAUGGGACUAUGGUCCACUGAACAUCAACCCCUUUCUCAAUGUGUCGCUCAGCGACACUGAGAGUCAGUCUGAAGUAUAUUUUGGAAAGAGUAAUGGCAGAUUGGGAGGAACUUACUGGAAAGCCCAUUUUGUGGAGUACACAGACAAGACCUUCACCAUGAAACACGGGAGCAAUCGUGGCACAGAGAACCACCUCGGCAUUCUGGGGCCCGUGAUCAGAGCAGAGGUGGGCGAUGUCCUUAAGGUGGUCUUCAUGAACAAGGCCAGCUGGCCCUUCAGCAUCCAGCCCCACGGUCUGCAAUAUGACCCAAUGUACGAAGGAACCCCCUACAGAAAAGACACCAUGCAAGGCUCGUCGGUGUCGCCCGGUCAAAGAUUCACAUACAGAUGGAAAGUUCUGGAAGGCCCCUCAGUCAGCGACCCCCCAUGCAUCUCCUACCUGUACUACUCAGCCACCGAUUCCAUACAGGACACCAACUCUGGGCUGGUGGGCCCCCUGCUGGUGUGUAAGAAGGGAGUACUGGGUGACGAUGACUUGCAGAUGGGCAUCAGCAAAGAGUUCUUCCUCCUCUUCUCCGUGAUAGAUGAGAACCAGAGCUGGUACCUGAGCAGGAACAUCCAUGAGUUUGGUGAUGGCAACACGAACGUCAUGGAUGAAGACUUUCAGGAGAGCAACAUGAUGCACGCGCUGAACGGCUACAUGUACGGGAACCUUCCGGGCCUGGACAUGUGUGCCGGGAAGCCCAUCACCUGGCACGUGCUGGGCCUGGGCAGCGAGGCAGACAUCCACGGCGUGUACUUCCAGGGAAACAGCUUCCGCAGGGAGGGCACGACCCGGGACACCCUCAGUGUCUUCCCUCACACCUCGGUGACUGUGCUCAUGGAGCCCCGUAAGGAGGGCACAUUCGAGGUCAGCUGCAGGACGAGCGAUCACUAUCGGGCUGGGAUGCAGCACCACUACACGGUGAGGAGGUGUUCAGGGGACCGGGUCAGGACCGACAGCGCCCCCACCUCCGUGCUGCGCUACUUCAUCGCUGCCGAGGAAGUAGAAUGGGACUACUCCCCAAGCCGGGACUGGGAGCUGGAGAAGCACAUGGCCACAGAGGCGAGCAGUCCUGGGAAUAUGUUUGUCCAAAGAACAGAGAACUGGAUCGGCUCCAAGUACAAAAAAGUGGUGUUCAGGGAGUACACCGACGCCACCUUCAGGACGAGGAAGGAAAGGGAGCCGCACGAGCAGCACCUGGAGAUACUGGGCCCAAUCAUCCGAGCAGAGGUGGGCGAGCGGCUGCUGGUGAACUUCAAGAACAAAGCCAGCUGGCCGUUCUCCAUGCACGCCCAUGGGGUGGAGACGGACCCCACGCCGCCGCGACCCGUGAAGCCAGGACAAACAAAACAGUAUAAGUGGGAUAUACCAGAAGAUUAUGGCCCUGGGUUCUCAGACCCCAAUUGCAUCUCGUUUGCAUAUUACUCAACUGCAGAUUUUGUUAAGGACAUGGCCAGCGGGCUGAUCGGACCCCUGGUCAUCUGCCGUAGGGGCACGCUGGAUGAGGCCAGGCGUAGGAAGGAUGUGGACAAGGAGUUCGCUCUGCUCUUCAUGGUGUUCGACGAGAACGAGUCCUGGUAUCUGGAGGACAACGUGAAGACGUACCUCGGCAGAGAGUUGGACGGCAUCAGCAUGGACGAAGAUUUCCAGGAGAGCAACAAGAUGCACGGGAUCAACGGAAAGCUGUAUGGAAACCUGCACGGUCUGACCAUGCUGGAGGGGGAGAGGACGGACUGGUACCUCCUGGGGAUGGGCAAUGAGGUGGAUGUGCACACAGUCCACUUCCACGCGGAGAGUUUCACAUACAAGGUGCCCAUCCUGCCCCGGCAUCCUCACCAUACACUGACACAGCUGGCUUCAGAGCCGCCCCGUAAUAGGCCCCCCAGAAUCGGGCAUGGCUCUAAGGCCCACCGUGUAGUCCAAACAUGUAUUCUGUGCCAGAAAAUCUAACUAAACUGGAUGACAUGGUGCGGUCAGGGAGGGAACGCCACCCGCCUGGCAGGCCUUGCUGGAUGACAUGGUGCGGUCAGGGAGGGAACGCCACCCGCCUGGCAGGCCUUGCUGGAUGACAUGGGGCGGGCAGGGAGGGGACG